AUGUGGGUGGAGCUGAUUUGUGGUCUGGUAAUCUACAGAUUGGUCCGUCGCUUCUUCUACGAUGAUGAUAUUUUCGAGCUCGAAUUGUCCGAUUCCAAUGUCCUCUUCUCCGUCGCCGAAAGGCUUGAAAAGCUAUAUGGUGGUAAAGCCUACGUAGGGCUUCGGAUUCCCGACGCUGAUACAGGUUCGCGACAGAAUAUUGAUAUGGUUCUCGUCACCAAAGGUGAGGCAGUGGUGAUAUCUGUUAAUAAUAUAUCGGGAUUCGUAUCUAUCGAUAAGGACAAAAGUUGGGUUUGCACCGGCGGACAUAAGCACAAAACAAAGCAUCAUCCAGAUCCUGUGGCAGAGAUUAAACAACAAGCUGCCAUUCUUGAAGCAUAUCUUGAACAAAGGGGAGUUACACUUCCAGAAGGAUAUUUAUCUUGCAGAGUUGUAUGUCCCAACCCAAAUUUCCGGACCGUUCAUUCAAACAAUUUUCCAUCUGAGGUCAUGACUUAUGAUCAGUGGAUACAAUUGAAACCAGAGCCAAAGUACACAUUUUCUGGCUGGAUUAAGGGUGCAUUUCGUGGUGGAAAGAAGGAAAUGCAGGAAUCAAUACAUCAACAGCUUAUUUUCAUCCUCAGCACAGCUCCAGUGUGGGAUAGGCUGGUGCUUAAAGGUAACAAAUAUCUCCUAGGUGAAUUUCUGGAAUUUAAAGGGAAGCAAGAUGAUACCCAGGGGUUGAGAAAUAUCAGGAGAUCGAAAGUUGGCCGUUUAAUCAUCCAAAAGACAAGCAUGUUUGGUUUAGCUCAUUCAAAGCUCCAAGUUCUGUACUCUCCUCGAGACUACAGAAGUGACGAGGCUUCAGCUUCUGAAUGGAAGGAAGUAACUGUUAGAUCAAGUACCGAGGUGCUAUUUCAGCCACAAGAUUCUAGUAAAGUCCGCAAGUUCAAGCUUUCUUCGAUUGUGUCCAUGUCGCUGAGCGCCUGA
Messenger RNA from Ilex paraguariensis (yerba mate), 969 nucleotides. NCBI's taxonomy places the organism in Eukaryota, Viridiplantae, Streptophyta, Magnoliopsida, Aquifoliales, Aquifoliaceae. The record is from the annotation of a GenBank genome assembly.